UUUGAUUUCAAAAUGGCGGACGACUUGCCCACUGAGUACGAUGCAAUCAUACUUGGAACAGGUCUUCCUGAGUCUGUCAUUGCAGCAGCCCUGGCAAGAGUUGGGAAGUCAGUCCUGCAUCUCGAUAGAAAUGAAUACUACUCAAGUGACUGGGCAACAUUUACUUUUGAUGGUMUUUUGGAGUGGAUUAAAACAAAUGAAUUAAAUGAGGUCCCACAAAGUGAAGCUACACCAGAUAUAACAGACUCAACAAGUAAAGAUAAUGAAAACGUUUUUCCUUUACCUWUGACAUCUGAUAUGGUUAGGAAUAUUGUAACAAAAUCAUACUUUAGGACAGAAAGAAAAGAAAUUGAAUCAGUCCCUGAAAGAUCAAUUCAAGAAGGAGAAGAUGAAACCAAAGAUKAUUCUAUGGAUGUCAAAGAGACACAAAAUAAUGAUCCACAAGAACAGGAUAGCYCCACAUGCAAUGAUUUGGAAAGUGGUAUUUCAGAAGAAAAUGCUGAUGAAUCAAGUAGCUUUUCAGCUCCUAAACCUAAUGACUCCUCAAAAGCCAUGUCUGAAGCAGGUCAAGAAGAUGCAAAAAUAGCAACAACCGAAUCAGCYGCAUCAGAGGGAGAAACAGCAGCRGCAUCUGCAGUAACAGCAGAGACCWUGCCAAUGCCAACUGCCAAAAAAAUCACAAAUUCUAAGCCAGCAGUUAAUAAAGACAUGACUUAUCAGGAYUUUGAGAAAUACUUCAGGCAAUUCAACAUUGACAUYRCACCAAARAUGCUGUUUUCACGAGGYCCUCUUGUAGARGCUAUAAUUAGUGCAAACAUCAGUCACUAUGCAGAGUUUAAGAUGGUCAAUAGAAUACUUACUUACCUGAAUGGUAAAAUUGAAGAUGUACCUUGCUCAAGAUCAGAUGUAUUCAGCAGCAAACUGAUAUCUGCUAUUGAGAAAAGAACUUUAAUGAAACUCUUGACAUUCUGCAUUGAUUUUGAAARUCAUGAAGAUGAAUACAAAGAAUAUGUUGAUAAACCUUUUAUUAGUUUCUUGCAAUCAAGACGGCUAUCACCGAAUCUGCAGCACUUUGUCUUGCACUCCAUUGCUAUGCUGUCUCAAGAUGCUGACACUCUUACAGGUCUCAAGACAACUCRUUCAUUUUUACACUCCCUUGGUCGCUAUGGUAACACACCAUUCAUAUGGCCUCUUUAUGGUAUUGGUGAAUUGCCGCAAGCCUUUUGUCGCAUGUGUGCAGUAUUUGGAGGUUUGUACUGUUUAAGGAGAAGURCAGAAUCAAUAACAGUGGAUGCUASUACAAAUGCUUGCAUAGGAAUAGCAUCAGAGGGACAGUUUCUUAAAUGCAAGUGGCUUAUUAUUGGAAAUUCAUAUUUACCAAUCAAAUGGAGUGGUGGAACUACUAAUUAUGUGUCAAGAGCUGUUUUUAUUACUGAYAAAUCUCUUAAAGCAUCAGUUCAAGGAGCUGUAACUCUUAUGUCAAUGCCAAGGACCAGCGAACAAGGUAGUCCAAUCACAGUGGUAGAGCUUGACAAGACAUCAGCUGCUUGUCCUAGUGGACUUAAUGUUGUUCACAUGGUAACAGACCAYUGUGUUUCUGCUGAAGAGGAUUUGAAAUCUACAGCCGAAGAACUUUUAUAUUUCCCUCAGACUGAUGAUGAUAGAGARAGUUCAAAACCAGUUGUGUUGUGGUCAUUGUAUUUUAAUCAUGCUGCCUCCCAUGAGAAUGACAAUACUGCGUCAACCUUGCCAGGCAAUGUAUAUUGCACAGUAUUACCAGGAUCWACCCUUGGUUUCAGCCAUGCAAUGAACCAGGCUAAAGAAAUAUUCAGAAGUAUUUGUGGAGAUGAYGAGGAGUUUCUYCCUGCUAUACCAAAUCCAGAAGAUAUCAUUAUGGAUGAUGCUCCUGCAGAAGAUGAAGGAAAUCAUGCUGGUCUAGUUGGUGGAUCAGGACAUGACAGUGACAGCAACCCACCCAACCCUCAAUCUGAAGAAGAGGCUGUUGCUGAUAAUGAAGGAGAUGGUAGUAGUAAUUAAUUAAAUUAUUCAUAUUUUGUGUGGGUAAGGUGCUGGCUAAAAUGUACACAGUUUAGUGUUCUUCACAGUACAUUUUAUGUAUGGGUUUUGUAAGGAUACAUGGAGAGAUUGAGGCUGGAAUAGGAURUAGAGAAGCAAAGUCUCUACAGUGUAGAUUUGUUGGUCAUUAUUCACUAUGUCACUGAUAUUAGAUGAAGAACUUUUUUUAAAUCUUUUUUUUUUUCAAAAUUGAUAUUUUAAUAUACAACAGAAUAGCAUGAUAGAUUUAUUACACCCAAAAUAUUAUACAGUCAGUUGUAAAGACAUAAAGACAACAAYGUCAUUUGCAUAAUAAYUUWUUUACAUYAGCAAAAUAUGCUAUCRAAUGCUUGUGGCAUAUUUUAAGUAAAUAAUCUAUAAAUAUAUAUAAAAAAUCAAUAAAUAAAUUAAAAGCACUUGGAAUGCCUGUGAAAAUUUACCAAUAAAUUGAUUUGCUCAAA
Molecule: messenger RNA, 2516 nt
Organism: Exaiptasia diaphana
Lineage: Eukaryota; Metazoa; Cnidaria; Anthozoa; Actiniaria; Aiptasiidae
Product: rab proteins geranylgeranyltransferase component A
Exons: 8
Coding region: 13-2037 (674 amino acids)
Biological process (GO): protein geranylgeranylation; vesicle-mediated transport; intracellular protein transport
Cellular component (GO): Rab-protein geranylgeranyltransferase complex; cytosol; cytoplasm
Molecular function (GO): GDP-dissociation inhibitor activity
Source: RefSeq, a predicted model, not a curated record